GCAUCUUCUUCUUCAUUUACUCGAGGCUUAUAAAAAAACUUCUCCUGGUUCAAGCCAAAAAUGGUCAUUUGUAUGAGUCUUGUGUUCUUACUUCUUAGUGUCAUUUGUAUAAUGGUUUUCAAGCCAAGCUGCUGAAAUCUCAACAAAGAGAUUUGGGCAGUUCCUCGUCUAAAAAAAACACAGCAUCGACACAUGCAGAAAAUUCGUUUGUCACUGCAUUGUAGCAACUGAAUGGGUUUACCGGUGCGCAUCCCUACUUCAUAUACAUAACUACAUGAAACUCCUUAACCAUUAACCAUUAGCAUGGCUGAUUGCGACGAAGAAGAAUCAGGAGGUUUGUCGGUAACAAGUAACAACAAUAAUCAAGUCGAGACCACGGCUAUGAGGAAGCUUCAUAUCCAGUGCUUGUCGUCAUACAAAGACUAAAAAAUCAACCAAUCAGCAUUCAAAAAUCUGUGAAAGUUUCCCCCCGAUGUCUUUAGUGUUUAUAUAAGUAAAUUAGAACUCUUUUA
Arabidopsis arenosa is the source of this 512-nucleotide messenger RNA. The record is from the annotation of a GenBank genome assembly. Lineage: Eukaryota; Viridiplantae; Streptophyta; Magnoliopsida; Brassicales; Brassicaceae.